CCUGGGAUCCCCGGGAGCCCGGGCGAUCCCUGCUUGGCUUCUGCAGCUCAGACUUCGCAGGUUAGGGGCGAAUCGGGCUGAAGGCGGCUUCUUGCCUUCCUCAGCCGCUGCUUCCCCUUCCUCUUUCCCCACGUCGGUGUGGAAACACGCACUUUGCUGUCCGAGUUGAGCACCUCGGCCCGGGCUGGCUCCUGGUCCCUGCCGUCCACCCCGCGCGAGCCUCGGGCCGGCGACCUCUGCUUCCUCAGUUCCUCUCCAGGGCCGGUGGGGGUGACGGAAGGAGGGGCCCGAGCCGCGCGCAGCGCGCUGUUAAAACAGUGUCUUGCCGUAAGAGGGAGUGCAGAACCAGACCUUCCAGUUAACCACUCGGCGACUUAACUCAGCACGAGAAAGCAGCCCAGCCGCGGCUCUCGGGGCGCCGGCUGCGGACGCGACUCCUCCGCCCAGGCAGCGGCUGCAGAGGCGCCCGGCCGGGCAGGCCCGCACCAUGUGGGCCGCCAGACUCCUGCAGGCCCUGCUGCUCCAGCAAGUCCUCCUGCACCUCCUGCUGCUCCCCGUCGCCAUCCCCUACGCAGAAGGACAGAAGAAAAGAAGAAAUACCCUUCAUGAAUUCAAAAAGUCAGCAAAGACUACUCUCAUCAAAGAAGACCCACUACUGAAGAUUAAGACCAAGAAGAUGAACAGCGCGGAUCAGUGUGCUAAUAGAUGCACUCGGAAUAAAGGGCUCCCCUUCACCUGCAAGGCCUUUGUGUUUGAUAAAGCAAGAAAAAGAUGCCUCUGGCUCCCUUUCAAUAGCAUGUCAAAUGGAGUGAAGAAAGAGUUUGGCCACGAAUUCGACCUCUAUGAAAAGAAAGACUACAUUCGCAACUGCAUCAUCGGGAAAGGGGACAGCUACAAGGGCACAGUCUCUGUCACCAAGAGUGGCAUCAAGUGCCAGCCCUGGAGCUCCAUGAUCCCCCACGAGCACAGCUUUUUGCCUUCGAGCUAUCGGGGUAAGGACCUACAGGAAAACUACUGUCGAAAUCCUCGAGGGGAAGAAGGGGGACCCUGGUGCUUCACGAGCAAGCCCGAGGUACGGCACGAAGUCUGUGACAUCCCUCAGUGUUCAGAAGUGGAGUGCAUGACCUGCAAUGGGGAAAGCUAUCGAGGGCCCAUGGAUCACACAGAAUCAGGCAAAACUUGUCAGCGCUGGGACCAUCAGACACCACACCGGCACAAAUUCUUGCCAGAAAGAUACCCCGACAAAGGCUUUGAUGAUAAUUACUGCCGCAACCCCGAUGGCAAGCCCAGACCCUGGUGCUAUACGCUCGACCCCGACACCCCUUGGGAGUACUGCGCAAUUAAAAUGUGCCCUCACAGUACUAUGAAUGACACUGAUGUCCCCAUGGAAACAACCGAAUGCCUUCAAGGUCAAGGAGAAGGAUACAGGGGGACUGUCAAUUCCAUUUGGAAUGGAAUUCCCUGCCAGCGCUGGGAUUCCCAGUAUCCCCACCAACAUGAUAUAACUCCUGAAAAUUUCAAGUGCAAGGACCUGCGCGAGAACUACUGCCGGAACCCCGACGGGGCCGAGUCUCCCUGGUGUUUCACCACCGACCCAAACAUCCGCGUGGGCUACUGCUCCCAGAUCCCCAGGUGCGACGUGGCCAGAGGACAAGAUUGUUAUCGUGGGAAUGGAAAAAAUUAUAUGGGCAGCUUAUCCAAAACGAGGUCUGGACUGACGUGCUCCAUGUGGGCACGGAACAUGGAAGACUUGCAUCGUCACAUCUUCUGGGAGCCAGAUGCCAGUAAACUGAACAAGAACUACUGCCGCAAUCCUGAUGACGAUGCGCAUGGACCCUGGUGUUACACAGGGAAUCCUCUCAUUCCCUGGGAUUAUUGCCCCAUUUCCCGUUGUGAAGGGGAUACCACACCUACAAUCAAUCUAGACCAUCCUGUGAUAUCUUGUGCCAAAACGAAGCAAUUGCGAGUGGUUAACGGGAUCCCAGCACGGACAAACGUAGGAUGGAUGGUUAGUUUGAAGUUCAGAAAUAAACAUAUCUGUGGAGGAUCAUUGAUAAAGGAAAGUUGGGUCCUUACUGCAAGACAAUGUUUCCCUGCUAGGAACAGAGACUUGAAAGACUAUGAAGCUUGGCUGGGAAUCCACGACGUGCACGGCCGGGGCGAGGAGAAGCGCAGGCAGGUUCGGAACGUGUCCCAGCUGGUGUUCGGGCCCGAAGGCUCGGAUCUGGUGCUGCUGAAGCUGGCCAGGCCGGCCAUGCUGGACGACUCCGUGAGUACCGUGGACCUGCCCAACUACGGCUGCGCCAUCCCGGAGAGCACCACCUGCAGCGUGUACGGCUGGGGCUACACGGGAGCCAUCAGCGCCGACGGCCUCCUGCGCGUGGCGCACCUGCACGUCGUGGGUCCGGAGCAGUGCGCGCGGCACCACCGCGGCAAGGUCACCCUGAGCGAGGCCGAGCUCUGCGCCGGGCCCGAGAAGGGCGGGUCCGGGCCAUGCGAGGGGGAUUACGGCGGCCCGCUCAUCUGUGAGCAGCACAAAAUGCGCAUGGUCCUCGGUGUCAUCGUUCCCGGCCGCGGCUGUGCCAUCCCCAACCGCCCUGGUAUUUUUGUCCGAGUGGCCUAUUAUGCAAAGUGGAUACACAAAAUAAUCUUAACGUAUAAGGUACCACAGUCAUAGCUGAAGUGCAGGUACCUGAAGCAUCCAUUCGCACCCGACACAUUCACAGGAAGAACUCAGAGGACGUGGAGUGGAGUUGUCACCUACAACAACCCUGAAACAACUACUUGAGUGUCGUGUUGUGUUAGGAUACUCAUUAAUGCUUAUGAGUGUUUCUGUUGUUUCGUUUGUCAGUGUUAUUUUGUAAAUGUUGAAGUGAAUUAAGGUACAUGCAAGUGCAGUAACAUAACUCCUGAAGAUACUUGAAUGGAUUAAAAAUGCAAAAGGUAUAAUUGCUGGAUGAUAAAAGAUUUAAUGGACUAGAUCAGUUAAUCUCGCCAGGCUGCUUUCCAAGGUUAGUUUCUUAAUGACGAGUAAACCUAAGUUAAGCAUUAUUUUAACCUCACCCAAACAGUUUAUACCUUGUGAUCUUAAAUUGUAACUCUGUAUUAAAUUCGGUUGCCUUUCAUAUGUCAUAUGCGAUAGCUCAUUCAGUUCUGUCACUGUGUAUCCUGAAACAGUGGUAGACGAACUCACUUUUACAAAACCCCACAUCUGUUACACGUACCCGGGUACACUUGUACAGUUCAAAUCAUGGUGUAUCUAAUGUAAUCUCUCAAUACUUUAGAGGUAUGUAUCUGUAGUUUUUCUUCAAGAAGAACAGGAGAAAUUUCUGAAGAUCAGUAGAGAUGUUAAGGGCAAUUAGAAGACAGAAGUGACUAUCUUCUGUACCCAAUCUAUAGAUGACCUCUACUGGUGAUUUUGUAAACUGAGAUUAGGACCUGCAGAAUUAAAUAUUGCCUAAUCUAGGUGUUUACAUAUUUAUUAUCCUCCUUCUUUCAUGUAUUUUCUAAUUCUUAGAGGGAAGAGACUAAUACAUGUAUUUAUAUUAUUUCUUUCCUCAAACUUUAGGGUCACAUAUUUAUGCAAGAUAUUUGUUGAUCUAUGCUCCAAAGUAUUUCUUAAAUUUUCAAAUUGUAUCUAAUGUGAAGAAAUGUAAAAGUGUCUUGGUCAUUAAAAAGGUAUUAAAAUAGCUUCAUUCCAAGACUUUCUGCUGUGAUUGGAUUCUAGUUCGCACUCCUUAAAUUUAAAAUAUAUAAUAUAUAUUUAAGAGGAAAAUCUCCAUGUGCCUCCAAAAAGUUCUAUUAAUAAUCUACCAUGUUAUGCAUUAAACUAAAUAUCAGAGCAAAAAAUAAAAAUAUUUUUCUCAACCUGGAAAUAUUUUAGCAUACUAAUACUUUAUUGAAGUACAGGAAAAAUUAUACAAUGGAAGUAACUAUUUUGUCUAAAUCUGCAUUCAAUUAUUUCUUAAAUGUAGAGUUGCAUCUGCUGAAUCAGAUAUUUUAUCAAGGUAUCUUCACUUUAUCUUAUUUCGUUUAACACAGGUCUUUCCUAAUGCCAUGGGAAAUAUCCAUUUAAGUUUUGUGCUCUAUAUGGUAAUAGCCAAACUGUUCUAUUUAUUAUUCAUUCUGUUUGGCAUGACUAGCUAAUAAUCAUAUAUUUGUCAAGAAGUGAGAUUGAAAAGGAGCCAUGAAAUAGGCUCUGAAUUUUCACAAAAUCUUCUUGUAUCGACCAGGAAUAAUUUGAGUGGUUUGGAACCACUUUCCCAUUUCUCUGGCUUGGUUCUCUUAAGUCAUGAAGCCAAGGCCAUGAAUCCAAACAAUGCCCUAAUCAUUCUCCAGCGUACUGCAGCCUGGAAUAAGCUGGUUCUCAGUUUAUGGGGAGUGUAGUCCACAGAGGACAGGACAGUGAAUACAGAAAUGCUUAUGCAAAUGAUGCCAAGUUUUUGUUUUCUUUAAGAAGAUACUUUGGUAAUGAAAGAGAUGCUGGCAUUAAGAAACAUUGGAAACAAAGAGUCCCAACUAUUAAGCUACAUAUUUAUCAUACCAGUAAAAAUUUUAUAAGAAUUGCCAUACAUUAAAACACUUACAUUUAAAAAUAUUUCUUUAAUGUCAUUUUCUGUAAAACUCCAUGGAAAGAGAUAAGGAUUAAUUUAAAUGCAAGAUCCAGCUAAGUUUUUAGAUGUUUUGAACUCAGUGCUUGCCAUCUUAUGAAAGGGUAAAAAUAACAUGAAUAAAUCACCAAACAGGGUACACAAGUCAGUUCUCACCUUGUUAGGCUUAGUUUUGGAUGUAGCGCCGUGGAUAUGACUGACCACACAGGACACCCACAUUAUGUUAGCCGGGAGGACAGGGCAUAACAUCGUCAUUCCCGGCUAAAAGAUUCUAUUAGUGGGUGUUUUUCUCUGAAUAAACUACAAAAUAAUUAAAAAGUUCAGUUUAUCUAGAAAUCUCCUAUUAAUAACAUGGAAAAGGGGCCUUUUAGGUUAAAAGUUUUUGAUGCUCUGUUUCUUUUGGCUGUUUGAAUAACAGUUUUAUGAUGUUCUAAUUGUAGACAUUUUCUUACGUCUACCAGAAAUAGAAAUGUACAAUUAAAAUAUUUGUCAUAAUGCCUCUGCUGUGCAGAAGCGAUGAUAAUCUUUUUGUAUACUUCUUUAAUUUUAUUGUAAAAUGUAUAAUGACUUUUACCUGUUUGCUGCGGGCAGGUCCUCAGUGAAAGGGUUUCUAUCGAGUUGCUCUCUGGUAUUAACAGGCUCUUGCUUGUUGUCUGAGUGUUUCCAGCAACCAAAGGAGAAUGUGAAACACUGCAGGCAAGAGGCGAUUGACCAUGGCAUGUGAUAGCACAACUGUAUUUCACUUAUUCCUGUGAAUAUUUCUUGUUGGUACCAAUGGUACUGUACAAAGUGAAUGUUAUAACCACAACAUUCUCUUGAAAAGAACACUGUCAAGCAUUGAGAAAUGGCUGUCAGGCAUUUUCUUCUGGUUUCUAAACUUUUUUUAAAAAAAA
Molecule: messenger RNA, 5503 nt
Organism: Heterocephalus glaber (naked mole-rat)
Lineage: Eukaryota; Metazoa; Chordata; Mammalia; Rodentia; Bathyergidae
Gene: Hgf
Product: hepatocyte growth factor
Biological process (GO): negative regulation of apoptotic process; proteolysis; hepatocyte growth factor receptor signaling pathway
Molecular function (GO): serine-type endopeptidase activity; signaling receptor binding
Source: RefSeq, a predicted model, not a curated record